Molecule: messenger RNA, 576 nt
Organism: Cercopithifilaria johnstoni
Lineage: Eukaryota; Metazoa; Nematoda; Chromadorea; Rhabditida; Onchocercidae
Source: the annotation of a GenBank genome assembly
AUGGCUACUAUCCGUAAAAAAUUGGUCAUCGUUGGCGAUGGCGCUUGCGGUAAAACUUGCCUUUUAAUCGUGUUCAGUAAGGAUCAAUUCCCGGAUGUUUACGUACCAACAGUGUUUGAAAAUUAUGUUGCGGAUAUUGAAGUGGACGGAAAGCAAGUGGAACUGGCUUUAUGGGAUACAGCCGGCCAAGAAGAUUAUGAUCGAUUAAGGCCACUCAGUUAUCCGGAUACUGAUGUAAUCCUGAUGUGCUUUAGUAUUGACUCACCGGAUUCGUUAGAAAACAUCCCAGAAAAGUGGACACCUGAGGUACGCCAUUUCUGCCCAAAUGUUCCAAUAAUUUUGGUUGGAAAUAAGAAAGAUCUUCGUAAUGACCCACAGAUGGUACGUGAAUUGGCAAAGAUGAAACAGGAGCUAGUACGACCGGAACAGGGUCGUGCAAUAGCUGAACAAAUCGGUGCUUUCGCAUAUUUGGAAUGUUCCGCAAAAACAAAAGAUGGAAUUCGAGAAGUAUUUGAAAAAGCAACGCAGGCUGCACUGCAGCAAAAGAAAAAGAAAAAGAAGUGUGUCAUUCUUUGA